Molecule: messenger RNA, 2544 nt
Organism: Myotis myotis
Lineage: Eukaryota; Metazoa; Chordata; Mammalia; Chiroptera; Vespertilionidae
Gene: LMOD1
Product: leiomodin 1
Exons: 3
Coding region: 243-2024 (593 amino acids)
Biological process (GO): pointed-end actin filament capping; myofibril assembly; muscle contraction
Cellular component (GO): striated muscle thin filament; myofibril
Molecular function (GO): actin binding; tropomyosin binding
Source: RefSeq, a predicted model, not a curated record
CUCAUUGGCUGCUGGGCCGACCGCUGGUCCACUCGCCCGCCCGGCCGGAGGAGGCUGCUGCUCCCAGUGAAUCGCCCAGCACCUGCCUCGCGCCCGCGGGCAGAGGAGCCCGGUCCUCGAGCAGCUGGGGGGUCGCUCCACGCCCAUCAGCUCCGUCCAGACCCACCUGUCCAGCCCGCAGCGGCCCCCCUCCCCGCCCGGCCACCGCCCCCCCUCCCCAAGAGGCGCACCCUGUUGCCAAGAUGUCCAAGGUCGCCAAGUACCGCCGGCAGGUGAGCGAGGACCCCGACAUCGACAGCCUGCUGUCCACGCUGUCCCCCGAGGAGAUGGAGGAGCUGGAGAAGGAGCUGGACGUGGCGGACCCCGACAGCAGCGUGCCCGUGGGGCUGCGGCAGCGGAACCAGACGGAGAAGCCGGCCACGGGCAGCUACGACCGCGAGGCCAUGCUCACCUUCUGCGAGAAGGAGACCAAGAAGCUCAUCCAGCGGGAGCUGUCCCAGGACGUGGACGAAAGCAAGCAAGCGGAGACCAAGACAGACGCCAAGAAUGGCGGGGAGAGGGGCCGCGAGGCCAGCAGGAAGGCCCUGGGCCCCAGGCAGGACUCGGAUGCGGGGCGGGCACCCCGGCGGGGGGUCCUGAAGAAGGGCUUCUCUCGAGACAAGGAUGACGCUGAGACCAAAGGCGCCCCGCAGCCCAGGGAAGAGAAGCUCAUCCGGGGCAUCGACCGGGGCCGGGUCAGGGCGGCCGUGGACAAGACCGAAGGGGGGGGCAGUGGGCGGGGGGACGGCCAGGCCCCCAAGAAGGAGGAGGAGCCGAGGGGGGGGCCCAGGAGCACUGGCCUGAGCAGAGACAAGGAUGAGAAGCAAGAGGACGGGAAGGGAAAAGGACGGGGAGAGCACACAGAGGCUGCGCGGAAGGAGGCCCCAGCGAGCCAAGCCAGUGCAGGAGCCAGUGCGGGCCCAGCCACGAGGAAGGAGGCCCCAGCGAGCCAAGCCAGUGCGGGAGCCAGUGAGGGCCCAGCCACGAGGAAGGAGGAGGAGAAGGUCACCCAGGAGGCGCCCCCCAGCCUCAAGGCGCCCGCAGAGGAGAAGCAGAGUGUGGCGGCCCAGAAGCCGACCCCGGGGAGCCCCGCCAAGCCCCCCGAGGGCCCGGCCCCCGCGGAGGAGGAGGCGGCCCCCAGCAUCUUCGACGAGCCGCUGGAGCGCGUGAGGAGCAACGACCCCAGCAUGACGGAGGUGAACGUCAACAACUCGGACUGCAUCACCCCCGAGAUCCUGGUGCGCUUCGCCGAGGCCCUGGAGUUCAACACGGCCGUGCGGGUGUUCGCCCUGGCCAACACGCGGGCCGACGACCACGUGGCCUUCGCCAUCGCCAUCAUGCUCAAGGCCAACAAGACCAUCACCAGCCUCAACCUGGACUCCAACCACAUCACGGGCAAGGGCAUCCUGGCCAUCUUCCGGGCGCUGCUGCAGAACAGCACGCUCACCGAGCUGCGCUUCCACAACCAGCGCCACAUCUGCGGGGGCAAGACCGAGAUGGAGAUCGCGGGGCUGCUCAAGGACAACACCACGCUGCUCAAGCUGGGCUACCACUUCGAGCUGGCCGGGCCCCGCAUGACCGUCACCAACCUGCUCAGCCGCAACAUGGACCGCCAGCGGCAGCGGCGGCUGCAGGAGAAGAAGGGGCUGCUGGAGGUGCCCAAGGUCAAGGUCGGGGCGCCCAUCAAGGGCUCCCCCAGCCCCUCCCCCCAGCCGUCUCCCAAGGCCUCGCCCAAGAACUCACCCAAGGGAGGGGGGGCUCCGGCCGCCCCGCCGCCCCCACCGCCGCCCCUGGCCCCGCCCCUGGCCCCGCCCCUCAUGGUGGAGAACCUGAGGAACUCACUCUCGCCGGCCACCCAGAGGAAGUUGGGGGACAAGGCCCUCCCCGCCCAGGAGAAGAACUCCCGCGACCAGCUGCUGGCCGCCAUCCGCUCCAGCAACCUCAAGCAGCUCAAGAAGGUGGAGGUGCCCAAGCUGCUGCAGUAGGGCCAGGCUGCGGGCACCGCCCCGGGCCGCCCAGACCCGCCCCCGGCUGGCCUGCUGCGUCCUGUCCUGUCUGCCCGGGGUCCUGAGGCCGGGCCACGCCCUCUCGUCCGGAUGUUUCUUCUCCUCGGGCGGAUGUUUCUGGGCAAGAAGAGUCCUUCAGGCACCGCUCGGAGGAGAUGGCGCGGGAGCCAGGGAGGAUGUGCACAGGGACCGGUCACGGCCCAGCCCCGCCUCCAGGGCCAGGAUUCAGCUCUGAGGAGCCCUGGGCAAGGCUGCUGGGCUGGUGUGCAGGGCAGGGCAGACGAUGGAGAUGGAGAGGGACGGGGAUGGGGAUGUCCGCUCCCCUCCCCCCGGACUAACAGAGCCUGGACAGACGGACAGUGCCUGGGGAGGGAGGGACAGGCGGCAGCUGGACCUGAAGGUUUGAUGCCAAAGCAGACGUUUUCCUACACCCACUCGCUAUGUUGUGAAUCGCUGUCUUUCCAUAAGAUUUUGAUAAUAUAUUCCAGCCUUUCGCUGC